Molecule: messenger RNA, 894 nt
Organism: Guillardia theta CCMP2712
Lineage: Eukaryota; Cryptophyceae; Pyrenomonadales; Geminigeraceae
Exons: 3
Biological process (GO): protein refolding
Cellular component (GO): cytoplasm
Molecular function (GO): Hsp70 protein binding
Source: RefSeq, a predicted model, not a curated record
CUUGGAGUGAACAGAGAUGCUGAUGCUGCGGAAAUCAAGAAAGUUUUCAGAAAGCUGAGUAUCAAGAAUCACCCCGACAAGGGAGGGGAUGCCAAGAAAUUCCAACAGAUUCAGCGAGCAUACGAAGUGCUCUCAGACGAGGAGCUGAGGAUGGUGUAUGACCAUGCGGGCCACGAGGGUCUUGAUCAGCACGAAAAGGGACAGAAUGCUCCAGUGAGUCCGUUCGAUGCCUUCUUCGGGGGGGGACAGCGCGGGGUAAAUCGAGGCCCAGACGCCAAGGUAGACAUGCACGUGUCCCUGGAGGACAUGUACAACGGCAACGACGUGUCCAUGUCCAUCAAGAGGCGUGUCGUGUGCAGAAAUUGCAAGGGCAGGCAAAACUGGAGGAAGGAACAUUGCAAGGACUGUGGGGAAUGCCCUCCUGAAGUCAAGAUGGUGCAGCAGCAGGUUGCACCAGGCUUCGUCGUGCAGCAGCAGCAACAAGUGCCGUCAGAGCAUCGUUGCAAGAAUGAGCCCAAGGAGCUGAAGAUGACUGUAGAAAAAGGAGCGCCGGACGGCUAUGAGGUGAAGUUCAAAGGAGCCAGCGAGCAGAGUCCUGGACAAGUUCCUGGCGAUGUGAUAGUGUCGCUGAGACAGAAGGACCACAGCGUGUUCAAGAGGAAGGGGAAUGACCUUCACAUGACCAUGGAAAUCACACUUAAGGAGGCCCUUGUCGGGUUCUCAAGAACUGUGAAGCAGUUGGAUGGUCGUGAUAUCAUUGUGGAGGAGACUGGAGUCACGGGCCCAUAUUCGACUAAAGUGAUCAAGGGUGAGGGAAUGCCUAUCCAUGGGUUUCCAUCUGAGACUGGCGACCUGAAAAUACAAAUGAAGGUGAAGAUUUUGACUCUUUUGUAG